Lolium rigidum is the source of this 1870-nucleotide messenger RNA. Its product is annotated as purple acid phosphatase 2-like. NCBI's taxonomy places the organism in Eukaryota, Viridiplantae, Streptophyta, Magnoliopsida, Poales, Poaceae. The transcript is spliced from 5 exons. The record is from RefSeq and is a predicted model, not a curated record. Gene Ontology annotation, molecular function: acid phosphatase activity; metal ion binding. Bases 240 to 1667 code for a protein of 475 amino acids.
AUAUUCCUUUUCCCAACGCACACAUGCACGCCCAAACAAAAAACCAGGCCCGGAGUCAACUUCCCGUGCGCGGAUUACAUUCAUCGGCCUGUGAUUUUUCCUGGUUUAGAGAGUGUGCCGAGGAAGAUCCUGACUGUCCUUAAAUAACCCAGAGACCCAGACGCCUUUCGCUCGACUCCAUUUUCAGAUCUCUGCUUCUUGACCUGUGUCGUGAGAAGAAAACCAGAGCAGAGCAGUGCAUGGAGCAGAGUGGUCGCAAGCGCGUGACGGCCGGCAUGGGUGGUGCUCGUCGGCUUCUGGUCCUCCUCCCGCUCGCCGCUAUCCUCCUCCUAGCCACGGCGGCCGGCGCGACCGCCGGGGUAACGAGCGGGUACCGGCGGAAGCCGGAGGCGACGGCGGACAUGCCGCUCGACGCCGACGUCUUCCGCUUGCCGCACGGCUACAAUGCUCCCCAGCAGGUGCACAUCACGCUGGGGGACCAGACGGGCACGGCGAUGACGGUGUCGUGGGUGACGGCGAGCGAGCCGGGCAGCAACACCGUCGCCUACGGCCGCUCACCGAAGAAGAUGGAGAUGUCGGCGCAGGCCACGCAGACGCGCUACGACUACUACAACUACACCUCCGGAUUCAUCCACCACUGCACGCUCACCGGCCUCAAGCACGGUGUCAAGUACUGGUAUGCGAUGGGGUUCGGCCACACGGUGAGGACCUUCUCCUUCACCACGCCGCCAAAGCCAGGCCCUGAUGUGCCCUUCAAGUUCGGACUCAUCGGUGAUCUUGGGCAGACGUUCGACUCGAACAGCACGCUGUCGCACUACGAUGCCAACGGCGGCUCGGCGGUGCUCUUCGUGGGCGACCUCUCCUACGCCGACGCCUACCCGCUCCACGACAACAACCGGUGGGACAGCUGGGCGCGCUUCGUUGAGCGCAGCGUGGCUUACCAGCCGUGGCUGUGGACCGCCGGCAACCACGAGCUGGACUACGCGCCGGAGAUCGGCGAGGCGACGCCCUUCAAGCCCUUCACCCACCGCUACCCGACCCCGUUCCGCGCCUCCGGGAGCACGGAGCCCCUCUGGUACUCCGUCAAGAUUGCUUCCGUGCACGUCAUCGUGCUCUCCUCCUACUCCGCCUACGGCCAGUACACGCCGCAGUGGACGUGGCUGGACGCGGAGCUGCGGCGCGUGGACAGGAAGGUCACGCCAUGGCUCGUCGUGCUCAUGCACUCGCCCUGGUACAACAGCAACGGGUACCACUACAUGGAGGGCGAGAGCAUGCGGGUGCAGUUCGAGCGGUGGCUCGUCGACGCCAAGGUAGACCUCGUCCUCGCCGGACACGUCCACUCCUACGAGCGCAGCCGCCGCUUCUCCAACGUCGCCUACGACAUCAUCAACGGCAAGGCCACGCCGGUGCGUAAUCUGGACGCGCCCAUGUACAUCAACAUCGGUGACGGAGGCAACAUCGAAGGCAUCGCCAACAACUUCACGAAGCCGCAGCCGAGGUACUCGGCGUUCAGGGAAGCGAGCUUCGGGCACGCGACUCUGGAGAUCAAGAACCGGACGCACGCCUACUACGAGUGGCACCGUAACCACGACGGCGCCAAGGUCGUUGCCGACUCCGUGUGGCUCACAAAUAGAUACUGGAUGCCCACCCACGACGACUCCAACUGAUCCUCACAUCACAGGGAUGCAUUCUGACGAAAUAAACAUGUAGCAGACACAAAUGCCAAAUGGCAUACAUUCCAGCAGUUGUGUAGCUAUCGUGAAUCUCUGUUGUGUGUGAGCCACGGGUAGACCAGUCAUGUCUCGGGGGUGUUUUCAAAAGAGUUGUAAACCUUGCUUUUUUGGUACCUCAAUGCAUUGGCAAUUUGGCA